AUGGAUUUUCAACAUGCUCUGGUUUUGCUUGCUCUCUUCUUUCCAUGCCAAGUUUGUUACCAGGUUGUGCCCCGAGCUCAUGCAGAAGAGCGCCUCCUGAAGGAUCUGUUUGUGAAUUACAACAAGCUGUCUCGCCCUGUGCAGAACACCACAGACACAGUCCUGGUGCACUUCGGCCUCUCCAUCGCUCAGCUCAUCGAUGUGGACGAGAAGAACCAAAUGAUGACUACAAACGUCUGGGUCAAGCAGGAAUGGAACGACUACAAGCUGCGGUGGAACCCAGAGGAAUAUGAGAAUGUCACCUCCAUACGCGUCCCCUCGGAGAUCAUCUGGAGGCCCGACAUCGUCCUCUAUAACAAGUAA
Knipowitschia caucasica is the source of this 363-nucleotide messenger RNA. The record is from the annotation of a GenBank genome assembly. Lineage: Eukaryota; Metazoa; Chordata; Actinopteri; Gobiiformes; Gobiidae.